Messenger RNA from Erigeron canadensis, 1932 nucleotides. RefSeq names its product 60S ribosomal export protein NMD3-like. The transcript is spliced from 3 exons. Lineage: Eukaryota; Viridiplantae; Streptophyta; Magnoliopsida; Asterales; Asteraceae. Gene Ontology annotation, cellular component: cytoplasm; nucleus. Gene Ontology annotation, biological process: ribosomal large subunit export from nucleus. The record is from RefSeq and is a predicted model, not a curated record. Gene Ontology annotation, molecular function: ribosomal large subunit binding. Bases 110 to 1648 code for a protein of 512 amino acids.
AGGGUUCUCUAAUUCUCUUUCUUUCUGUCCCAAUAAUACAAAGCGAACUUCUCGCCCUCUCAAUUUCUUAAUUUUAUUAAAUCAAUAUUAAGUUAAAUUAAAGCAAGCUAUGGAUGUAGAAGCAGGUAUGUUUACGGUUCAGAAAACCAUGGGAAACGUCCCAUGUUGCAAAUGUGGUGUCAGCAUGACUCCAAAUGCUGCCAACAUGUGUGUCAAAUGUCUUCGUUCUGAAGUAGACAUUACGGAAGGUUUAGAAAAACACGUGACUAUUAUUCAUUGUCCCGAAUGUGAUAAAUACUUGCAACCCCCAAGAACCUGGAUUAAAGCCCAACUAGAAUCCAAUCAGCUCUUGAGUUUCUGUGUCAGACGCCUCAAGAAUUUGAGUAAAUUGAAGUUGAUUCAUGCAGAGUUUAUUUGGACUGAGCCUCAUUCGAAAAGACUCAAAGUUAAGCUGCGAGUGCAAAAAGAAGUUCUAAAUGGUGCGGUUCUUGAACAAGCUCAUUCUGUUGAGUAUGUGGUUAAUGAUCAAAUGUGUGACUCAUGUUCUCGAGGUCAAGCUAACCCUGAUCAGUGGGUGGCUGCAGUGCAGCUAAGACAACAUGUAUCUCACCGAAGAACGUUUUAUUACUUGGAACAACUUAUCUUAAAACAUGAUGCAGCGGUUCGAGCCAUUAGGAUUAAGCAAAUGGAUCAAGGAAUUGAUUUCUUUUUUAACAGCCGUAGUCAUGCUAUUAAAUUUGUAGACUUUGUAGGAAAGGUUGCUCCUGUUAAGAGCCGUCAUGACAAACAACUAGUGUCACAUGACCAGAAAAGCAAUACUUUCAACUAUAAAUACACUUUCUCUGUUGAAAUUUGCCCUAUUUGUCGUGAAGAUCUGGUUUGUCUCCCUCCAAAACUCGUUAAUAGUCUGGGAAAUCUGGGCCCACUUGUGAUAUGCACAAAAGUAAGUAACAGUAUUGCCUUAAUAGAUCCAUCAAAUCUAAGGCAUUGUUAUCUUGAUGCUGAGCAAUAUUUUAGGGUGUCGUUUAAAUCAUUGCUUACCUCUAAGCGGCUUGUUGAGUAUGUGGUUUUGGAUGUUGACUUACUUUCUUCUGAAGUUAAUGUGGGUGGGUCUAAGUAUGCUUUGGCUGAGGUUCAAGUGGCCCGAGUGUCCGAUUUUGGCAAGAAUGAUACGAUGUUCAUUGUGAAGACACAUUUAGGCCAUCUUUUGAAUGUGGGUGAUUAUGCUCUUGGUUAUGAUUUGUAUUCUGCUAACAAUAAUGAUAUGGAACUUGACAAGUACAAAGGUUUAGUCCUUCCAGAAGUGAUUUUGGUAAAGAAAAGUUAUGAGGAAACAAAACAAAAGAAGCGUGGCAAGCCUCGAUCUUGGAAGUUGAAAACUCUUAAUGUGGAGGUUGAUUUGAGUUCUACAAGAGGUAGAGUUGAUGAAGAAAAGAUGAAUGCAGAGUAUGAAGAGUUCUUGGAAGAUUUAGAAGAGAACCCUGAUAUGAGAUUUAACAUAUCAUUAUACAAGAACAAAGAGUACCGGCCAUCAGAGACGGCAUCUGUGAUCGAUGAUGAUGAUGCACCUGGUGUGCCUUUGGAGGAAUUGCUUGGUGAUCUUGAAAUAAAGGAUGAAGAUCUUAAAGACAAUGGCACGAGGGAGUAGCAUUGUAGUUAUGUUCCAUAUUCUAUAUUCCUUGCUGUGGUGGCUUUUGUUUCAAGGCUCAUCAAUGGUUGGAUCACUAGAUGUUGGAUUGUGAAAGAACAACAACAGCAUCAUGUCAUUAUUGUUGACUUCAAAAGUUCUGUUCUGUUACUAUCAUAUUAUGGUCUAAUUAAUCUAAAAACCAACAAUGUGUGUAAUUGUAUUGAACUUGUGGGAUUCGCAUACUCCCUAUGUAAUUGUCAUCGCUGAAUUCUUAAGUUUGCAAGUUCUGUGUAUUCAAACAA